AUGGCUGCCAGGAGCCGCUUUCAUACAGUGGGUAGAGACCAUGACCGACCCGAGAGCUUCACUCUGCGCCGCUCCAACACUUACAACCUGCUCGUCGGUCGGUGGAAGUCAUUUCGUCGCAGGCGCAUAAUCCUUGUCCUGCUCGCGGGAUGGCUCCUGUACCUCUUCUUCAAGCAUAUGCCUACGGACCUCCCUCCUGUCUCGGAACGUUAUGAUCGCCGCUAUGGCCGACUCGGUGGAGGCGCACCCGUUGCGCACGAAAGCGAAUCUCAAGACGAGGUCCAGAUUGGAGAUGUAUAUGAAGGCCCCAUCAAAUUCUAUGGACUUGCCAGUACGGUGGAACCGCAUACGUGGACCCAGGAUCCCAGAGGCAAUGUUCUCUUUGCGGUCAGCGACUUGAAAAGCGUACCCCAUUUGCUACCUAUCGCGUGUUCGAUGGGGCAGUAUAACAAAACUCGAGUCCAUCUAGCGUUUAUGGGCCGUCAUGCUGCUAGCUGGAAAGAGAUUCGGGAGUUAAAUGGCAUCACGGAGUCAGCAUGUGACAUAUACCUGCAUGAUGCCCGCCCUGACUAUCCGAUUCGAUCAUCUACGGCGAGAUUGGACGUUAGUGCCAGAGCGAGCUUGGGACAUAUCCAUUCCGCGCUGCGGCUACAUGCAGUCGUAAUCAUGGGCAGCGACGAGGAUCAAUUCCUCAACGCCAUAAGAGACAAGACAUCGUCAUUGGAUCUUACUCUGGUCGACCUGCCGAGCGGCGGUUUGCAGAGCCUGUCCUGGAUCUCAGCGUUGGACACCAACUCGCUGUCGCAUUUCAAUAAGAUCCAGUUUGACAUUGUCAUCCAGGCUCAACAAGAAUCCUCGGCGUCCCUUAUGCGACUUCUACGAUCUAUCAAGGACGCUGACUAUACGGGAUGGACCCUCCCCAGGCUGACAGUUGAGCUCCCCACCAAUGUUGACUCAUUCCUGGCGAGGUACUUGGCAAAUUUUCGAUGGCCAGCUGAUGGUACAGGCAGCGAGAGCAGACUGGUGGUUAGGCAUAGGCUUGACGCGCGGCUCAUGUCGCCCGUACAGGCGUCGAUGCGAACGAUAGAAUCUUUCUAUCCACUAGCACCUCGCACUAGCCAUGUUCUACUGCUCUCGCCGAAUAUCGAGCUCUCCCCGAAUUAUUUCCAAUUCCUAAUGUACUCCGUACUCGAGUACAAGCACGGUACAGGAAACCCAGAUUUGACCGAGCAUCUGAUGGGUAUCUCGCUGGACUUGCCACCUGCCGCGCCCGACUUGGAGACAAAGGCGCCAUAUGCAUCCCAUCUUGCCGAGCCAUGUGUCUUGUGGCAAGCGCCAACCUCGAGUGCGGCGCUGAUUUUCGGAGAUCGGUGGGUUGAACUGCACACCUUCCUAUCCUACCGUCUCCUCUUGGACCCAGAACUUGGACAGAAAACACCAUCGUCCCCUAGAUUAUCUCACGAGUUUCCGAGCUGGCUUCAGCCUGUGCUCGAAAUGAUGCAGGUGCGGGGUUAUUACAUGAUGUACCCGACCUUCAUGCUCAAGGACGGGUCAUCAGUCCUCACGGUGCACCGUGAGUUGGCACAAUCGCCGGAGGAGUUCAUGAUGGACGAGAAAGGGGAGAUGCCUGAUAGGGCGACGGCGAAGGUCGACUUGGCUGAAGACGGAACACUCACUGCGGAUGAGGAGAUUGCGCUGCUGAUGAAGGCCGAGCACAGAGCGUUUCCAGCGUCGCUUGUCAUCCCUUUCGUGGAAGCGAUGAGCGGAAAACAAGUGCGCUCGGCUCAGUCAACGAUUCCGCUGCUAUCCUUCAACGGUGAACAGAGGGAAUGGGCGUAUUCGUGGGCUAUCGCAUCGAAAGCGGCAGAAGAAUUUGCAGUCUCGGUUGGCGGGUGCAAGGAGUACAACUCCGACGCAAAGGACAGCAGCAUCACAUCUCUCUUCUGUUUGCAAGCCUCAUGA
Cladophialophora carrionii CBS 160.54 is the source of this 1962-nucleotide messenger RNA. RefSeq lists its product as uncharacterized. The transcript has a single exon. The record is from RefSeq and is a predicted model, not a curated record. Lineage: Eukaryota; Fungi; Ascomycota; Eurotiomycetes; Chaetothyriales; Herpotrichiellaceae. Bases 1 to 1962 code for a protein of 653 amino acids.